GUUCGUAGUAAACAUUAGCCGCGUUCACGAUGGCGUUGUUAUUAGAGUGACAUCGAGCCAGUUUUACCAGUAAAUAAAGAUGCCGCAAUGGUCACUCCAACACCCUUCGAUGUAUUUGCAGAGGACAGGUUUAAAAAAUGGCCAUAUCGUUUAUAUUUCCGGAUAAAACACACAGAGCAAAGCGGAUCCACGGAGCGGAUUACGAGCAACGGCAAAACAUAUAUCGGGAUGUCGAGGAAUUAGGACACUGAAAAACAUCGUGACAUACCUCGCACAACCAAAUAGGAUGAAAUCCUGGACACAAGAGAGAGAUAGAGGGAGAUCUCACGUCUGUGUAUUACCAUCCUUUUGAUGUCCUUCUCAAAGCCAGACCUUGUUGAGCUUACAUUCCUCGCUGCUGUAAGCACAGGGAGGUAGAAGCUGUAAAUUUUGACAACUGAACAGGCAACUGCUGCAGAGUCCUCAUUAGGAAGGAAUGUCUCUUCGCUUUUGUAAAGUCAAAGUGAAGUGAAAUCGUAUUAUUAAACGAGAUAUGCGUGUGUGCCGCGGAGAAUAAUUCUUUUUACAAGCCGACAUUUUUCUGAGAAAGCAAUUAACGAUAAGCCGGUCUUGUGAGCUUUUCCGGUGGCGCUGGAAGUGACCCGCUACGAAGCGAUACCGUCGCCCUGAUAAAGAAGCGUCAAAAACGUCUUUCAACUCAUUUUGCCCGCCCGCUGUUAAUCUGUUAUCUCGUGCUGCCUAAUGCAGCCGUCGGGUAUAAUCUAGCUGCGGUUGAAUAAUGUCUUACUAACCCUGUUUUUAGAGAGACGUCGGCCAAACGUUGCCUGGACCUACUUCUACUAAUUUGCAUAAGAAUAUAAACUGCAGUUCUGAACGAAAAUCUGUGCGAAGAAUAAUCACGUGUAUAGUACUGUAUUCGCGGGAUGUAUUUAGCGCAGAAUAAUCGAAAUUGCAAAUUAACGUGUAUUACACAGUAGCGGUGCACUGAUGUUCCGAUAUUUCAUAAAUUAUUACAGAACGCGUGAACUUUGACUCCUUCUAUAUACAAAGGUGCGACACAUUCUCAAGAUCGCCGCCACCUCUUAUUGCCGCGUCGCGACUGAUCGAAAGGGUUAAUGUCUUAAUUCCUGGUCAGCAUCACGGACGGGUCAUACGUUACUACUUGUGUAACUUACAAAUAAUGCGGUCGCAGUGGUUGCGGUUUAGCGAUUGAUCGAAGCACCGAUUUUUGCGGCGUUUGCGAACAUUUCGCUGUAUCACGAUGCAGAUAGGCGAGCGAUCGGUGAACUCACCCUCAUAUGUGAAAGCUACCCAAGGAGUUAAUCACCUACACGUAUUCUUGCGAACACGGGAAACCGCAUAUGCCUUCUCGAUUGCGCUUCAACAGACCACAGUGUAGUAAACAGUAGCUUCAUGUGACCACGACUCGAAAUUUUUGGUCUGGACACCCCAGUCAAACCAAGAUCUCAAUGUUGCUUAUGGAUAUAUAAAAAUCUGAAAAAUACGAUGUCUUUUUUCUAGAUAUUUGGACUUAAUGAUAAUUAUUUGACAAAACUCUCUUACAAUAUUUUGUAGAACCUCCCAUGAGAACAUAUAAGGCUGUCCAAAUAUUUGGAAUCCAAUUUUAAAAUAUCACUCACAACUCUUGGAUAACAAACUACAAAAUAACAUGUUCUGUUAAAGUGACAUAAAUUGGAUCAACGAGACGACCUCAAGAAGAUUGUUUCAGUCGAAUGCAGCAGAUUCAUGUUUCAGGUUUCCAACGAGAUUCGAGCCUUCACGAGGAAGGAAAAGAGGGAAGGAGAAAAGGAGAAGAUGGAAAGUGGUGGAAGCGCAAAGGAACAAAAUCGCGGGGGUGGGGCAAGCGAUGUAUGAUGCGGGAGAGUUUGACCCCUCCACCUGCUUCCCCAACGAGAAGCUCCGCCUCCAGAAACUCGAAUGACGUCACACGGACACUUGUUACGCCUUGCCGUUGCUUGACAGGAUGCUGUACUGUUGAGAUUUUGCGGAGACUGUGAAAGAAACCAGGCAGCGUACUAAUGCGUCUAUGAACUGAGCAAAUGUCACGCGCUCCAAAACAUCUGUUGACCUCUGAUCGUAGUCGGGUCUUUUCAAACGUCUCCAAAUAGUUUUUCAACUUAAGAAGGAGGGGAAGAAUCGCCUGAAGGCUGGGCCAUCGUGAUAUCGCUACCACCGGAGGCUGGACCGUCGUGAGAAAUCAUGCGAUAACGUUGAGAAUUUCGUUGGCAUUUGUCCCUUAUCGCCCGCAAGAAAUGACCCGAAAAGCGACUGUAACUACGUCAGUCUACGCCCCGCCGUUACAUAUUAGGUUGAUAUAACAAUUUUUUAAGAAAUAAUUUCAACAAAAAGCUCUUUAUGCUCUUCGAUCUCUAAAUCAGUUGCUUGAAUAUUGAUACAAUCGCGACACACAAGAAUCACCCAGUCACUGUAGGAAAACACGAACGUUCGCGGUGACACACGGGAAAUCCCACGAAUUUAUUCAGACUCGUGUGUCGUACGUAUGCAUAUCACGUCUACUCGCUUGCAGUCCGGCGAAUUCAUGAACACCAUCUCUUUCUUGAAGUAACGGUCACCGCCGCCUCCGGUGCACGAGGGGCGAGAGAGGUUUCGGCGGAAAUGCGGGAGAAAGAGUACGUCGUCAGCGAGGCGAGCUCACACACCGCUGGAGUUGGGAGAUCCAGCAGAGAUCACGCUUCGAAAAGUGGCGCGACGUGGGGCGGACGGCUCAACGAGGUGGUGGGAGCGCUCGAACGUAACCCGCGCGCUUCGCUCAGCCGCGAGGGACGUCAGUUGGGGGCAAAAGAGGAGGCGGGGGUCCAGAACCCGCGGGCUUAGGCCGUCCCGGGCCGCUUACGCGCGGAACACGCGGUCCGCCGAGCCGCUGCGCGCGGCAUUACGUCGCGCACCGUCGACCGCGACUGACGUUCGCGUGAGAGAACCGACCGAUCGCCCCACCGACCUCGCGAUUAUAACGCAAUUCGCUAGGAGGAAAUGUCAAGAGUCGUUAUGUAGGAAAAGUGCGCUGUUCGAUCGAGUGUAACGCCGUGACGUUCUAGCGGUUUCGAGGAAUCGGUGUCAUCCGACAGCGACAACCUGUAGGAGUAGACAGAUGAUUAGGUGUCAUCGACGAUAGUGAUAGUCGAAGAAGAUACUCGAAUAGUGAUGGGUACGUUGGUGUCAGUUUGGGACGAUGUUGUCGGAUGUUAAGUGAACUGCAAGUCCCGACGGUGACGCUUUAAAUCGCUGGACCUGUCGCGCACAAAGUGCAACGGUACAUCUAGAGGAUCCGUAGGCAACAAUCACCGCCAAUCAUGGGACUAAAUCGAUACGUGGCUCCGCGAUAUUGAGAUUUCCACCUGUGACUAUGACAGUCCCGCGUUCGAUCAUGAGAAGCGGUGUGAUCAAGGAAGAGGAACGACUAAUCGAUCACGAACAACGAAGGAUCUGUUGGGGUAGCUGGUAGCAAGGUACGAAGACGGAACCGACUUUGGAGUCGCCUCCGUCCGUGAAGCAAGUGAAAUCACGACGUCCCGGCCGGGAGGUGCGUGCUUAGGCGACGAGGGGCGGCUACUGGCCGAUGGGAUGCAUCUACCGGUGGGUUCCGUGGCCUGCGGGGAGAAUUACGGCACCGUUGGAUCUCACGAAGGCGCUGGCCCGUGCGGUCCCUCCCUGGCGCCGCUGCAGGGUGUAAACAGCAGGUACCACCAGGUAGACGACGCCGACGCCGGGGGUGGAGGUGGCGAGAUGAGCGAGAGUGCCGCCGUCGGCGAACUAUGGUGGACCGAAAGGCUCGUCGGCGAGGCGCAAGCCGAGCAUCCUGGAGAACUUGUCAGGACGGGUUCACCGUACUUUCUGUGCAGUCAAUUACCGACUCACUGGCGGUCCAACAAAACCUUGCCAGUGGCGUUCAAAGUGGUUGCUCUUGGCGAGGUUGGCGACGGGACUUUGGUGACGGUCCGAGCUGGCAACGACGAGAACUGUUGCGCGGAGCUACGAAACUCGACCGCGCUGAUGAAGAAUCAAGUCGCCAAGUUUAACGACCUUAGGUUCGUCGGCAGAAGCGGCAGAGGAAAGAGCUUCAGCAUCACCAUUACCGUAUCGACGACGCCGCCCCAAGUGGCGACCUACACGAGGGCGAUUAAGGUGACCGUCGACGGACCGCGGGAGCCGCGAUCGAAAACGAGACAACAACAUCAGCAAUUCCGCGCGCUCGGCCUAGGACAAAGACCCUUCCUUGACGCGCCGACCUCGUUCAGGUCCCACCUGCGGGAACUUGAGUCCUUCGGGAGGAAUAAGCAUCACCAUCAUCACAGUAGUCACUUACACGACCAGCAGACCGGCAACAACGUCACCACGAAUUCGGUUAGCGGUGCCUGCACCAACCCCAACAACACCGACCCGACCGCAUCGCCGGCUUCCAGUACACACCUCGGGGCUACCGGCGGCUCCUCGGCUCAUCAGGAUUGCUACAAGCGCAGUCCUCAACACGGCGACACGGGUGUCGGUAGCACGGAAUGGGCUUACCCGUCCACAGCGCCGUCUUAUCCUGCGCCUCCAGUCAGCAGCGGUGGUUCCUACUCGCCUCUACCCGGCGGCGCGUUCUCGUAUCCCGGGGAGUCAUUGUCGCAUCAUCCCACGACGGAACCGGUGCCGCUGCCAACCGUGCUACCCUCGGAGAAUCAGCAAGACACCUACACGCCAAACUGCAUGUCCAUGUAUUCAGGACAUGGCACUUCGCCGACGUCUUUACCCUUGGUGCCGGCCAGACCCAGCGACCCCGACAUCUUCGCCGGGAGCGGCACGGGCAGCGGCAGCCCGGGUUACCACUACGGCUCGUGGACACCUGGCCCCGCUACUCCGGUCCCAGUGGCCUCCCACAAUUACAACCCCAAUUAUCAAGGCUACUACAACAAUCCGAGUCAGAAUUACAUCAGUCCGCCGCCCAUGGUCCUCUACCCUCAGCUAUAUAGCACUGUGAAUCAAAACCAGAUACACCUGCACCUGCAUGGUGACAUCAGCGAGGAACAGGUCACCAUAGCCGGCAGCAAUCUUACCAUCAGUAGCAUCCGAGAGAUCGGCGUGCUCGGCGAGGAGAGCGAGCAGAGGAACGACGUGUGGAGGCCGUACUAGAGAGAAAGAGAGAUAGGGAGAUCCCCGCUGCAGUGCGAUCGAAACCGUCGCCGAUGAGUGCCGUGCAUGAAUCACAGUGCGCGAGCUUUCGAUUGUGGCAAUGUAAGUAGUCCGUAGUUAGUGCUGUGACAAUGUAUAAGCGUUGACUCUCGGGAACGGAGGUAGCGAGUUGUGCGAUUUUUUGACAGAAAAAAUGUGCGCGAGAUCGUCGUCGGGACUCUCCCAACCGUCUGUUGUCGCGCGAAUUAUCGCGGCUGCGAGUAAAAGCCGCUGGAGUGAACGAUAUCCGAUGUUUCGCAAUAAUGAUGGUGAACGUAAAUGAGAAUUGUGAGGCCGUAUGUCGCGAGUGUGCAACAAAAUGAUGUCGAACUUUGUCGAAAAAAAUAAAAAAAGAGAAAAGAGACUCAUCGACUUGUGAAAAGUGUUGAGGAGCAAUGGGGAUCUCAUUAAUCGAAACGUGAAACUGAUCACAGUGACGGUUCUUCGGGUGUACGCGAAUUAAAGUGGUACUCUCAUCUUGUCACGGCGGACGUUCGUUCCAUUCCGCAAUUGUAAAUCGUACCAUAGAAGUGUCAUUUGAUUCUCGACCAGCGAAAAAAAAUUAGUCAGACGCUGUAACGUUGUAAAUACACAGAUAUUUUCAGAAACGAAAUAAAAUCUUGCCUAACAGGUUCCUAA
Odontomachus brunneus is the source of this 5829-nucleotide messenger RNA. Its product is annotated as protein lozenge-like. The transcript has 12 exons. Gene Ontology annotation, cellular component: nucleus. Gene Ontology annotation, biological process: regulation of DNA-templated transcription. Bases 3604 to 5151 code for a protein of 515 amino acids. The record is from RefSeq and is a predicted model, not a curated record. Lineage: Eukaryota; Metazoa; Arthropoda; Insecta; Hymenoptera; Formicidae. Gene Ontology annotation, molecular function: ATP binding; DNA-binding transcription factor activity, RNA polymerase II-specific; RNA polymerase II cis-regulatory region sequence-specific DNA binding.